Neoarius graeffei (lesser salmon catfish) is the source of this 891-nucleotide messenger RNA. RefSeq names its product hydroxycarboxylic acid receptor 2-like. Gene Ontology annotation, cellular component: membrane. The record is from RefSeq and is a predicted model, not a curated record. NCBI's taxonomy places the organism in Eukaryota, Metazoa, Chordata, Actinopteri, Siluriformes, Ariidae. Gene Ontology annotation, biological process: phospholipase C-activating G protein-coupled receptor signaling pathway; positive regulation of Rho protein signal transduction. Gene Ontology annotation, molecular function: G protein-coupled receptor activity. Bases 1 to 891 code for a protein of 296 amino acids. The transcript has a single exon.
AUGAGUAACACCUCUGAACUACCUCCAAACAUGACAGCUGCUGGUUGGCGUCAACCACUCUGGUACCAGUAUGACAAGUGUGCCGUGGCUCCAUAUGCCUUUGUCUUUUACUUCACUGUCAAAGUUUUCAAUCUAGCCUUGGGCUUCCCGACCAACAUGCUAGUGAUGUGGCACAUUGCAACGUGCAAAAGUGAAGGCUCCACAUCCAACAUGUUUAUCUUCAACCUUGCUGCACUGGAUGCCUUCUUCUGCCUGAUGACGCCUGUGGAACUGCUCAACCGGCUGUACCUGGACCACUGGGGUGUCUGGUAUUUACAACGUUUUGCAUAUGGCGUGAAAGAUACGGCACCGCUGUUCCAUACCUGCAUCUGCUUGGACAGGUACAUCGCCGUUGUGUACCCCAUCGUGUUCACAAACAUCCGUGAUAACCGCAUACGGGGGUUAAUCUCAGCCUUUGUAUGGAUGCUGGUCUUAGCCUAUGCGAUCACCAAAAGCAUUCUGGGAGUAAUGAGCGUGACCGAGGUGUUCAGCGGCCUCGUCCUGUCUGCCUUCUUCAUCAUGGUCUUCUGCAACGUGUCUAUCAUCUGGGUGUUGCGGAGGAGUGUCGCUGGCAAAGAGGCGAUGCAUCCUGUGAAGAAAAAAGCCUUUAAAAUGGUGGCCAUCUUACUGGUGAUCAUCAUGGUCAACUAUUUGCCGCCUGUGGCGCUCAUGCCGUUUGCCUCCACCUACACGUUCGUCCAACUGCACUGCCAAAUCAGCGUCUCUGUUUUCUCCAUCAUGGACUUGAGCAGCACCAUUGAGCCGAUACUUUACAUCUCCAAGAUGGACAGGCUGAACUCCUGCUCCUGUCUGAAGGGACCUGCAAAGAAUCCAGUCAACGUCAAUGCGUAA